This is a messenger RNA of Helianthus annuus (common sunflower), 1745 nucleotides long. Its product is annotated as polyol transporter 5. Lineage: Eukaryota; Viridiplantae; Streptophyta; Magnoliopsida; Asterales; Asteraceae. The coding region runs from base 142 to 1593 and encodes 483 amino acids. The record is from RefSeq and is a predicted model, not a curated record. Gene Ontology annotation, biological process: transmembrane transport. Gene Ontology annotation, molecular function: carbohydrate transmembrane transporter activity. The transcript is spliced from 2 exons. Gene Ontology annotation, cellular component: membrane.
CAAAUACUGAAACUAGAAACUUGAAACGCCUUAAAUGUGUGCAGAUAAGAUGCAAAUCACAUCAAAACAAACAUCAUGCAAAUUUGUUCAUAACCCAAACAAAAUCCCCCUAUUCUCCCACCCUCUUGACCCUUCACUUCCAUGGGAACCUCACACAUCAACAAGUAUGCUCUUGCCUGUGCUCUCUUAGCCUCCACCAACUCCAUUCUCUUGGGUUAUGAUAUUGGUGUAAUGAGUGGAGCGGUGCUAUUUAUCAAAGAUAACUUAAAGAUCUCAUCAACCCAAGUGGAAAUUUUAGUGGGUUCACUAAACGUAUGUUCUUUAAUCGGAUCUUUCGCCUCCGGCAAGACUUCCGACUGGAUUGGUCGCCGGUACACCAUCGUGCUAGCAGCCGGAACGUUUUUCAUCGGUGCAUUACUCAUGGGGUUCGCUACAAACUUCGGGUAUUUAAUGGCCGGAAGAGUGGUCGCCGGAAUUGGCGUUGGGUACUCGCUAAUGAUCGCGCCGGUGUACACCGCAGAAUUAUCUCCGGCGAUGACACGUGGCCUCCUCACAUCACUCCCUGAAGUGUUCAUCACAUUGGGGAUUUUGUUAGGAUACAUUGUGAAUUAUGCAUUAUCCGGGCUACCGGAAAACGUGAAUUGGCGGUUGAUGGUCGGACUUGCGGCGGUUCCGGCAGUGGGGAUCGCCGCCGGCGUGAUGUUCAUGCCGGAAUCGCCACGGUGGCUUGUUAUGAAGGGUAGGGUGGAUGAGGCUAAGAGAGUAUUAAACAAGACAUCAGAUUCUGAAAAUGAGGCCCAUUUGAGGUUGGAGGAAAUUACCAAAGCUGCCCUUGAUGCGGUCACGUGGGACCCACGUGCCGGCGGUUGGAGGGGUCAAGGUGUUUGGAAAGAGUUGUUGACGCCAUCGCCGGCGCUCCGGCGGGUUCUUAUUGCGGCCAUCGGGAUCAACUUUUUUAUGCAAGCGUCCGGCAACGACGCGGUGAUUUACUACACGCCGGAGGUUUUCAAAGCCGCCGGAAUUCGACACCGGAAACAACUUGUUGGGGUUACUAUAAUCAUGGGCUUAGCCAAGACUUCUUUUGUUUUGGUAUCAGCCUUUUUUUUGGAUAAGUUUGGUAGGAGGCCCUUGUUGUUAUUGGGCUCAAUAGGUAUGGUUAUUUCCCUAGCUGGGUUGGGCCUUGGGUCAAAGUUUUUGGAGCACUCAAGUGACAAGCCCACGUGGGCUAUUGCGUUGUGUGUGGUGGCGGUUUGUGCUGACGUGUCAUUCUUCUCGAUUGGGCUUGGGCCCAUAACGUGGGUUUACACGUCGGAAAUAUUUCCAAUGAGGUUACGUGCUCAAGGGUCGGGUCUAGCAGUGUCGGUGAACCGAUUGGUGAGCGGGGUUGUGUCGAUGACGUUUCUUACGAUAUCGAGUAAAAUAACUUUUGGAGGGAUGUUUUUCGUGUUGUCGGGAGUUAUGACCGUUGCGACGGUUUUCUUUUAUUUCUUUUUGCCGGAAACAAAAGGCAAGAGUUUGGAAGAAAUGGGAGCGUUAUUUGAAAGAAAAGAUACCGAAGGUAGUAAGGCAAUUGAAAUGAGUGAAAGAGAGUAGAGUAGAAUAUUGAAAUAUAAGUGUGUAGUGUGUAAUUGUCUUCUGUAAUGGUACUAUAUUGUCAAGUUUGAAUAGUUUAGGGCCAUAUCUGCUUAUAACUAAAAAUUAUAGGACCUAUAAGUGUUUGAUCUAUUCAUCCCUUAGAAUUAUCA